This is a messenger RNA of Erinaceus europaeus (western European hedgehog), 2255 nucleotides long. RefSeq names its product regulator of G protein signaling 16 (gene RGS16). The record is from RefSeq and is a predicted model, not a curated record. The coding region runs from base 107 to 718 and encodes 203 amino acids. NCBI's taxonomy places the organism in Eukaryota, Metazoa, Chordata, Mammalia, Eulipotyphla, Erinaceidae. The transcript has 5 exons.
UGCGCCUUCUAUUCCCAGCGUCACUGCCUUCUACUUCUUCCUGCAUCCGCGCCCACAGAAGCCCGCCAUCAUCCUGCCCACGACGAGCUGCCCCGCACCUGCAGCCAUGUGCCGGACCCUGUCCGGCUUCCCCACCACUUGCCUGGAAAGAGCCAAGGAGUUGAAAACACGGCUGGGGAUCUUUCUUCACAAGUCAGACCUGGGCUGUGACAUAGGGCGUGCUGGCAAAUUGGAAUUGAGCAGCAAACACAGCAAAGACAGUAGAAAUUUCUCAGAAGAUGUGCUGGGGUGGAAAGAGUCAUUUGAUUUGCUGCUGAGCAGUAAAAAUGGUGUGGCUGCCUUCCAUGCCUUCCUGAAGACUGAAUUCAGCGAGGAGAACCUCGAGUUCUGGCUGGCCUGUGAAGAAUUCAAGAAGAUUCGCUCAGCCACAAAACUAGCCUCCCAGGCACACAGGAUUUUUGAGGAAUUUGUGCGCUGUGAAGCACCAAAAGAGGUGAACAUAGACCACGAGACACGGGAGCUGACCAGGACCAACCUUCAGGCUGCUUCUGCCACCUGCUUUGACGUGGCUCAGGGCAAGACACGCACACUGAUGGAGAAGGACUCCUACCCACGCUUCCUCAAGUCCUCUGCCUACCGGGACCUGGCUGCUCAGGCCGCUGCCACUGCUCCUGCCCAGCCGGCAGGUGACAAUACAUCUGAGCCCUCGCACACUUGAGCAAACCCAGAGGAGUCACCAUAGCCCCUGACUGCCAAGCAGUCACCCUGUGAGAGGGACAGAGGAGGAGAACAUGCUUAGUGGCUUUCCCUUCUGAUACUGUGGGACUGGGAUCCCAGCACAGGAGUCCCCCCUCCGGGACUCUGCAUGAGGACUAAAGGUGAGGGUGGCAUGGGCUUGUUGGGUACAAGGGUGAUGCCAGGGUUCAUUGUCCCCCUCCCUAUCAAGGAUGGUUUUGGAAACACGUGGACAAAAAGAAAUUUGAGCAUGAGGCAGGGUUAUGGACCAGCUGUUGCACAGUGGACUCUGCCUGUUUCACUAAGUCCUGUUUCACUAAGACAAAAAGAAAUUUGAGCAUGAGGCAGGGUCAUGGAUCAGCUGUUGCACAGUGGACUCUGCCCCAGCCAUCUUGGGGAGUCAGUAUGUGGGGACCCCUCCUGCCUUUGGACUGCCCCAGCAUCCUCCUACUUCUGCUCCCCAACUCUCCUUUGUUAAGGCCUCACAGUCUCAUCCAGACCAGGGAUAUAUGCCCCAGGGGGAUAUUUUAUACCUCGACACCAGCUUUGAGCCCCUUUCUGGGUGAGCAGAGCCCCUCAAACAGAUGUCUGGCUCAUGUGAAUGCAGUCCUAGUGCUCUCGGUGGUCUCUGCAGAAGGCGGCUGCCCUGUGUUGGCAGCAGGCCCACAUGUGAGUCGAGCACUCCAGGGCUGGGCUGGGCAGUGCCCUCUUAGCUCCAUGCUGCCCUGAGCAUGGGGUUGGACCUCUCAUGAUGGGCCACGAGGGACCACAGUGGGCCAGAGCUUAUAAAAUGUCCAGUCUCCUCCUGGAGUUCCUGAAAGUCUUACUUAAACGAAGGUGUGUGUGUGUGUGUGUGUGUGUGUGUGUGUGUGUGUGUGUGUGUGUGUGUGUGUGUUGGGGGGAGAGGGGAGGAGCAGGGAAUGAGAGACUUCCUCUGGCUGGAAGGGGCCUUUUCUUCACUGUGAACAUGGCGGUUUGGGAAGAACCAGCACUUGGACCAUGAAUACUCCAGAAUCUGAGGAGGGACCUUGCUUGGAAGGAAAGGCCUGGCACUUGGAAGGAAAGCUGUCUGUCACUUCAGGGCACCUUGAAUGCACUUUUGGGAUGCUCUUCUGUUUGAGCCCAGGCUGGGGAAGGUGUUACUCUGACAGCCCUCAGAUACCCCAGGAAAAUCAACACUGUUCUCUACUGUGAGCUCCGCCAGGAGAAAGCUAUUUAAGUAUCACAUACUGUUGGUUUUGUGACUUCUUGUUUUUGUUACUCUAACUGUGUGGUUGCUAUUGUUAUUUAUUCUGGUCAUUUCAACUUGCCUAGACUGGGAAGCAGGAGCUGGCAGCCUGUACCCCCUUUGGCCAGACCCUACCUCUGCAGACAUGAGGCCUCCCAGAACCUGUCAGGAAUGCCUCACUAGUGAAUAUUUAUUUUAUUGCUUAUAACAGGAGCUGGUUUCCUAGAUCCUUGUUUUACCGUUUAUGCAUGUUAUAUUCUUGUUAAAUAAAUAUUAAAACCCUCAAAUAUGA